Messenger RNA from Suillus fuscotomentosus, 2448 nucleotides. RefSeq lists its product as uncharacterized. Bases 1 to 2448 code for a protein of 815 amino acids. The transcript is spliced from 7 exons. The record is from RefSeq and is a predicted model, not a curated record. NCBI's taxonomy places the organism in Eukaryota, Fungi, Basidiomycota, Agaricomycetes, Boletales, Suillaceae.
AUGGAUGUCAUGGAAGAUUUGGCUGCUGAUGAAGAACAACACCAUGGUAACCAGGAGAUUCAAGAACGCGCCCAAGGGCAGCAUGGUUGUGUUAUCGCACCCUAUCCAGACUUGCAUGCCGGGAAACCUAUUUCUAACAAUCAUACUGCCAACGUGGCGUAUGGUGCACAUCUUUCCACUGAUGGCAACCAGGAGAAUACAUAUCACCCAUUUGCAUCUAAGAUGGAUUGGGAGGUCGCAAGAUGGGCAAAACUUCAUGGACUCAGUUCGACUGCUUUGUCUGACUUACUUGCUAUCAAGGGGGUCAGUGAACGCCUGUCGCUCUCUUUCAAGAACGUGAACGAGCUGAAUGCCAUUGUUGACCAUGAGCUUCUGACAGGCCGGCCAAAGUUCAAACGAGAGCAAAUCAUUGUUGCAGGAGAAGCCUUCAACGUCUAUUACCGCAACAUGAUUGAAUGCGUCAAGUCACUGUACAGUGAUCCCAAUUUUGCGAGAUACCUUGUGUUUGUGCCUGAGUGUCAUUAUGCCAAUGAGGAUGAGACUGUUCGUCUGUUUCACGAUAUGCAUACAGGAAAAUGGUGGUGGGAUACACAGAAAAAACUCGAUCAGCACAGCCCAGGCGGCACCAUAAUUUCAAUCAUCAUCUUGUCUGACAAAACUCAAGUAACCUUGUUCCGCAACAAAUCUGCUUACCCUGUCUAUCUCACCAUCGGCAACAUCCCAAAAGAAAUUCAACGCAAGCCAUCAAGCGGUGCCCAUAUACUUCUGGCAUAUUUGCCAUGCACACGCCUCGAUCAUAUUUCUAACAAAGCUUCACACCGCCGAAGUUUGGCAAAUUUGUACCAUGCUUGCUUGAGCCAUGUUCUCGCUCCCCUAAAAUCUAUUGGACUGGAUGGGAUUACUAUGGCGAGUGGGGAUGGCACUCUCCGCCGUUGCCACCUACUGUUUGCGAGCUUCGUCGGCGACUACCCAGAACAACUCCUCGCUACUGGGAUCAAGUUCGGAGAGUUGUUAGAUGCCCUCGCUACUCUCGAUGAAGGCAAUUUGUCCUUUGUUCGUGCUUGCUCAGCAGCAGGUGUCAAGCCUAUCAUUCAUCCUUUCUGGGAAGAUCUCCCAUUCGCAAAUGUUUUCCAUGCAAUCACACCAGAUGUGUUGCACCAGUUAUACCAAGGAUUAGUUAAACAUCUCUUAGGCUGGUUGACAGCUGCUUGUGGUGUGGCCGAAAUCGAUGCUCGUUGUCGGCGUCUUCCUCCCAACCAUCAUAUACAUCUGUUCACCAAGGGCAUCACUUGCCUGUCGUGUAUCAGUGGGACCGAACACUCACAAAUCUGCCACUUUCUUCUUGGUAUUGUAAUUGGUAUCCGAUUGCCCAACAAUCUUAACGCAAACCGACUUCUACAAGCCAUCCAAGGCCUACUUGAUUUUCUCUAUCUUGCACAAUAUCCAUGUCACAGUUCAGAGACCCUACAGCUAAUCGACGACGCACUCGGUCUUUUUCAUGAGAACAAGGAUAUUUUCAUUGAUCUCGGUAUCCGAAACAAUUUCAAUCUGCCGAAGCUGCAUGCGACUCACCACUACUCUUACAUGAUUAUGAUGUUGGGCACAACAGAUAAUUAUAAUACAGAGUAUACAGAAAGACUUCAUAUUGACUACGCAAAAGAUGCUUACCGUGCUACCAAUCACAAGGACGAGUUCGCGCAGAUGACACGGUGGCUUGAACGCAAAGAGAAAAUACUGCACCAUGACAAGUAUGUCAUCUGGCGACUUGCUGGUGAUACUAUGCCAAAACACCCUACUGCAAAAGCGGUCACUAUAGACAAAUUGGUUGACGACUACGGCGCUACCUUUUUCUGCGAGGCACUUGCUCGCUAUAUCACGCAGCUCAGGCAUGCCGAGGAUCCUAACCCCCUCCAUGAUCGAGCACUGGAAGUAUUUGCAUGCGACAUCCAUUUCCCAUUUCGAACACUUCCUGUUUUCCACAAGAUCAAGUGGGUCUCCGUCGAUGCUCGUGGUCACAGUGACACAACUGUCACAUUGGAUUCUGUUCACACAAGACCACAACGGAGAUCGGGUUCUGGUCUGCUGCCUCGUCGUUCAGACACAGUCCUGGUGAACCUUGGUGCCAAUACAGAAGCCAUUAGCGCAGGUAUACAAGCAUUCCGUGUUGGUCAAGUUCCUAGCCACCUGGCUUAUAUUGAAUGGUUCUUGCUGUUUCCGUUGGCUCCCGAUCGACACCAUGGCCUUUACAAGGUCUUGCGUUCCUUGCUUGGUGGCGCGAAAUUGGCAAGCAUUGUGCCAUUGUCGAAGAUCAUGCGGAGUGCCCAUCUUCUGCCGAAUUUCGGUGCCAUCGUCCCACGAGAGUGGUCGAGUGAUACAGUUCUAGAUGACUGUAACACUUUUUGGUUGAACUCGUAUCUAGAUCGAUACACUUUUUGUAUCUUCAAAUAA